Molecule: messenger RNA, 417 nt
Organism: Linum trigynum
Lineage: Eukaryota; Viridiplantae; Streptophyta; Magnoliopsida; Malpighiales; Linaceae
Source: the annotation of a GenBank genome assembly
AUGGAGACUGGGGGCAACCCAACCCCCCAUUCACCACUCAGCGAUGCACCGAGUCAAAAUACAGAGCCUCGAGUGGUGCCACUUGCACAGAAUACCUCCAUUCCAGCACCAGAAGCAAUUCCCACCCCUACUCCUCCACAAGUACGUGAGAUGCAGGUUGAGAUUGAGCGACUUAGAGCUCAACUCAGGGCCAAAGAAGCCUCCCUGAUUAAUGCUCCUGGAUCUUCCAGAGGACCCGUAACAAAUAAUCAGGAGAGAGUUGCAGCCCAUGGCUCGGUUAAUGAACCACCCAAUGGGAUGUCAGCACCUGUUGGAUUAAUCGCUUCGAGUCUCUCAGCCAAUCUGCUCGAACCUUCCCCAGGACACGGAGUUGUCACUUCAACCGGAGUAGGAGGACCUCUAUCCAGAAUCGUGUAG